Orbilia oligospora ATCC 24927 is the source of this 399-nucleotide messenger RNA. RefSeq lists its product as uncharacterized. Bases 1 to 399 code for a protein of 132 amino acids. Lineage: Eukaryota; Fungi; Ascomycota; Orbiliomycetes; Orbiliales; Orbiliaceae. The transcript is spliced from 2 exons. The record is from RefSeq and is a predicted model, not a curated record.
AUGAAGGCCGCCGUCUUUAUCAUUGCUCUCGCAGGCAUCAUCUCUGCAACACCGCAAGCAACCACUACGGAAAUUGGUCGCUGGUGUAGCGCUAGGCCACAUCUCUGUAGAAGAGAAGCCGAAGCUGCUACCGCCACCCUUAAGCCAGUUCUGCCAACAUACCAAGCGUGCGGUGGCCACGUCGUCAAUCCCAAAACCUGCCCAAAAGGUUACAUUUGCGUCGAUAACCCACGUACAUGUAGUCAAGCUGUUGACUGUCCUGGAAUAUGUGUUAUCCCGCAGGCUUGUGGAGGAUUUGCAGGUUUUCCUUGUCCAGCUGGGAAGAAGUGCUAUGAUGAUCCAAGGGAUGAUUGUGAUCCUAACAAUGGAGGUGCUGAUUGUAUUGGUAUCUGUAUAUAA